AUGUUACUGAGCGGAGCUUCCCCGGCCGCGCCCCCCGCACCUCCCCCGGACAUCUUGGCCGCCUACCGACUGCAGAGGGAGCGCGACUUCGAAGACCCCUACUCCGGGGGGCCGUCCGGCUCCGCUGCUCUAGCCACCCCUGCCGUUCCCGGGCCCACGCCGCCCCCGCGCCACGGCUCGCCACCCCACCGCCUUAUUCGGGUCGAGACCCCUGGCCCCCCAGCGCCUCCCCCCGAGGAACGGAUCUCUGGACCACCCGCCAGCAGCGACAGGUUAGCAAUUCUAGAAGACUAUGCGGAUCCGUUUGAUGUUCAGGAGACUGGUGAAGGCCCAAUAGGAGCUUCAGGAGCCCCAGAGAAGGUCCCCGAGAAUGACGGUUACAUGGAGCCCUAUGAGGCCCAAAAGAUGAUGGCUGAGAUCCGGGGCUCCAAGGAGACAGCAGCUCAGCCCUUGCCUCUGUAUGACACGCCCUAUGAGCCAGAGGAGGAGGAGGGGGCCACCCCGGAAGGUGAGGGGGCCUCCUGGCCCCGGGAGUCCCGCCUGCCAGAGGAUGAUGAGAGGCCCCCUGAGGAGUAUGACCAGCCCUGGGAGUGGAAGAAGGAGCGGAUUUCCAAAGCCUUCGCAGCCCAGUUUGAAGGAUCUGAGAAGAGCUGCCUGUCACCUGGCCGGGAGGAGAAGGGGCGGCUCCCUCCCCGACUCUCCGCAGGGAACCCCAAGUCAGCCAAGUCCCUAAGCGUGGAGCCCAGCAGCCCCCUGGGGGAGUGGACAGACCCAGCACUGCCUCUGGAAAACCAGGUCUGGUACCACGGGGCCAUCAGUCGAACAGAUGCCGAGAACCUGCUCCGGCUGUGCAAAGAGGCCAGCUACCUGGUGCGCAACAGUGAGACCAGCAAGAACGACUUCUCCCUGUCCCUCAAGAGCAGUCAGGGCUUCAUGCACAUGAAGCUGUCCCGGACCAAGGAACACAAGUAUGUGCUGGGCCAGAACAGCCCGCCCUUCAGCAGCGUCCCUGAAAUCGUGCACCACUACGCCAGCCGCAAGCUGCCCAUUAAGGGGGCCGAGCACAUGUCCCUGCUCUACCCCGUGGCCAUCCGGACUCUGUAGGUGUGAGGCCUGGGCAUUGUGACAGAUCUGGACCCAGCCCUGUGUUCAUCCCCUGGCUGAGGGCUGUGGCCCUUCCUGGGCCACAUGAUCUCUCAAACCUUUCUUGGCACUCUCCCUGGAAUCCAGUGGCAGCUGGAGAUUCCUUAAUUUAUUCUAAAGGGAAGGACUACUGGAGCCUUGGAGUAAGAGGUGGUCUGGAGCUGAGGAUGGAGGACUCCCUGGGGAGAAAGGAUAGCCCCUG
Molecule: messenger RNA, 1345 nt
Organism: Lipotes vexillifer (Yangtze River dolphin)
Lineage: Eukaryota; Metazoa; Chordata; Mammalia; Artiodactyla; Lipotidae
Gene: SHF
Product: Src homology 2 domain containing F
Exons: 7
Coding region: 1-1104 (367 amino acids)
Molecular function (GO): phosphotyrosine residue binding
Source: RefSeq, a predicted model, not a curated record